UUUUCCGUUAAAGUUAAUGCCUUCCUCUAAAUCUGUCUGUUAACUGUGAAAAAAAAAUAGGGAUAAUAAAAGGAACAAAAAUCACUUUCUUCUGCACUCCCUUACCCAUCCCCCAAAAUCCAGUUAAGCUUUUUCCUACUUCUCAGAUUUGUGUGCUCCUUUCGUUUUGUCCGAAUGGGGAUUUCGAUGAUUCGUGCCUCUGAUGGGGAUCUCAUUUUCUCCUUUCGAAUGGGGCAGCCUUGGUGCCAAAACUGCGACGACGUAGACAACCUGCGGCCUAAUAAUCAUCGCGAGGCGAAGGCUAAGGCUGGGAAGGAUAGUAGAGGCCACGAAGGGAAAGGAGGGUCAUCGAUGAGGCCGCAGUCCGUAGAAGGCGAGUACGUUGGAGAUUUGGAUCCCUAUAGUGGUUUGUUCGAUGACGAGCAGACAAAAACUCUGGAAAUUAAGGAGCACCUCAAAGAUCCUGACCAGUCUGAUGAUUCUUUGGUUGAAUUGCUUCAAAGUCUAGCGGACAUGGAUAUAACAUUUCAGGCACUCAAGGAGACUGAUAUAGGAAGGCAUGUGGAUCGAUUGCGAAAGCAUUCAUCAAGCGAUGUCCAGAGAUUGGUGAAGCUAUUUGUUAGGUUUUGA
Messenger RNA from Juglans microcarpa x Juglans regia, 630 nucleotides. RefSeq names its product probable mediator of RNA polymerase II transcription subunit 26c. The transcript is spliced from 3 exons. Lineage: Eukaryota; Viridiplantae; Streptophyta; Magnoliopsida; Fagales; Juglandaceae. The record is from RefSeq and is a predicted model, not a curated record. Bases 175 to 630 code for a protein of 151 amino acids.